AUGGCCGACUCUUCUAUAGCCAAGCCUCUGCGAGUGGCCAUCGUCGGCGGAGGCCCAGCAGGCCUCGGCGCCGCCAUCGCACUGAGCAAGCACCCCUUUGUAGACGUGGUUCUUUACGAAAAGAAGCCCGAGAUCAGCGAGAUCGGCAACGGGUUGUCCAUCCAGCGCAACACAUGGAGGAUACUGGAGAGGCUCGGCGCGUCAAGACACAUCGCCGCCAACGACGUGUUCCGGCCCCGUGAUGGCCAUGUCGUGCAGCACAGGAACGGCCGAACGGGGCAGCUCGUGGACCAGGCCUUCUCGCCCGCCGAUAUUGCGCCACACCAGGAGCCUUGCCGCGCCCAGCGAUCGGUCCUGCAGCAGGCUCUCCUGAAAGAGGUCCCAGCUGGCAUAAUCCAUAUCGGGAAAAAGCUCACAACCAUUGAGCGUCUCCCAUCCGGGAAGAUCGAGCUGACGUUCGCCGACGGCUCAAGGGACCAGGUCCAUCUCCUGGUCGGCGCCGAUGGCAUUCGCUCGGUCGUGCGUCAAUUUGCGUUCCCGUCCCAUGGCAUAGCAUACACCGGGGCGACAUCGUACCGCACCGUGAUUCGUAAGUCUGAUGCGCUGGCGAUUAACGGAGUCCCCAACGCCGUGACCUUCUGGCAUGGCACCGACGGCAAGUGGGUGUAUACCUGUCCACUAGGCGGUGACGACUUUGAGAUCACCACGAAGAUUAGCGAGGCCGACUUCGAGGGCCGCUCGUCGUGGGGUAAGGAGGCCAGCGUGCGCCAUUUCGUUGACAGCUUCACCGAGUUCGUGCAGCCCGUGCAGCAGCUGCUCGACCAUGUCACGUUCGUGCAGCAGUUUGACUUCUUUGCCGGGCCUAAACUGGAGACGGUUAUCUCUCGGAACAACGUCGUGCUGAUCGGGGACGCCUCGCACCCUCUCUCGGGGGCCUUUGGUGCCGGCGCAGGAUUUGCGCUGGAGGACGCUGUGGUCCUCGCGGGCGCCGUCGAAUGGGCUCAUGGGUUCGGCCGGGGCCUAGGCCCGGCGCUCGCAUUAUUUGACCGCGUGAGAUCUCGCCACUACGCCGAGCUGUAUGCCGUUCUGGAUGGCUUCGCCCGCUCAGAGCGCGAACUUGGGGACAUCAAGGCCACGCUCGAGCCAGACGCCGAGAUUGAGUCCCGCAUCAGCAGCCUGUGGGCCCCCAAGCAUAACUGGAUGUACUAUCACGAAGCCAACGAGGCUCUACAAGCAGCCAUUCAGGCGAUCGACCGGUCCUCAGGCACGACAACAGCUCGCCUAUAA
This is a messenger RNA of Fusarium falciforme, 1287 nucleotides long. RefSeq names its product FAD-binding-3 domain-containing protein. Gene Ontology annotation, biological process: secondary metabolite biosynthetic process. The record is from RefSeq and is a predicted model, not a curated record. Lineage: Eukaryota; Fungi; Ascomycota; Sordariomycetes; Hypocreales; Nectriaceae. The transcript is spliced from 4 exons. Bases 1 to 1287 code for a protein of 428 amino acids. Gene Ontology annotation, molecular function: FAD binding.